AUGGGGCAGGCAUGCGGCCACUCCAUCCUCUGCAGGAGCCAGCAGUACCCGGCAGCGCGACCGGCUGAACCGCGGGGCCAGCAGGUCUUCCUCAAGCCGGACGAGCCGCCGCCGCCGCCGCCGCCGCAGCCAUGCGCCGACAGCCUGCAGGAUGCUUUGCUGAGCCUGGGCUCUGUCAUCGACAUUGCAGGCUUGCAACAGGCUGUCAAGGAGGCCCUGUCAGCUGUGCUUCCCAAAGUGGAGACAGUCUACACCUACCUGCUGGAUGGGGAAUCCCGGCUGGUGUGUGAGGAGCCCCACCAUGAACUGCCCCAGGAGGGGAAAGUGCGAGAGGCUGUGAUCUCGAGGAAGCGACUGGGCUGCAAUGGACUGGGCCCCUCAGACCUGCCUGGGAAGCCCUUGGCAAGGCUGGUGGCUCCACUGGCUCCUGACACCCAAGUGCUGGUCAUACCGCUGGUGGACAAGGAGGCCGGGGCUGUGGCAGCUGUCAUCUUGGUGCACUGUGGUCAGCUGAGUGACCAUGAGGAGUGGAGCCUGCAAGCCGUGGAGAAGCAUACCCUGGUGGCCCUGAAAAGGGUGCAGGCCUUGCAGCAGCGCGAGUCCAGCGCGGCCCCGGAAGCGACCCAGAAUCCUCCGGAGGAGGCGGCAGGAGACCAGAAGGAUGGGGUCGAGUACACAGACCAAGACCGAAAGAUCUUGCAGCUUUGUGGGGAGCUCUACGACCUGGACGCCUCUUCCCUGCAGCUUAAAGUCCUCCAAUAUCUGCAGCAGGAGACCCAGGCAUCACGCUGCUGCCUCCUACUGGUAUCCGAGGACAAUCUCCAGCUCUCCUGUAAGGUCAUUGGAGAUAAAGUACUGGAGGAAGAGAUCAGCUUUCCGUUGACCACAGGACGCCUGGGCCAAGUGGUGGAAGACAAGAAGUCUAUCCAGCUGAAAGAUCUCACCUCCGAGGAUGUGCAACAGCUGCAAAGCAUGUUGGGCUGUGAGGUUCAGGCCAUGCUGUGUGUCCCUGUCAUCAGCCGGGCCACUGACCAGGUUGUGGCCUUGGCCUGCGCCUUCAACAAGCUCGGAGGAGACUUAUUCACAGACCAGGACGAGCAUGUGAUCCAGCACUGCUUCCACUACACCAGCACGGUGCUCACCAGCACCCUGGCCUUCCAGAAGGAGCAGAAGCUCAAGUGUGAGUGCCAGGCUCUUCUCCAAGUGGCAAAGAACCUCUUCACUCACCUGGAUGAUGUCUCCGUGCUGCUCCAGGAGAUCAUCACAGAGGCUAGAAACCUCAGCAAUGCUGAGAUCUGCUCUGUGUUCCUGCUGGAUCAGAACGAGCUGGUGGCCAAGGUGUUCGAUGGGGGUGUGGUGGAAGAUGAGAGCUAUGAGAUCCGCAUCCCCGCUGACCAGGGCAUCGCGGGUCACGUGGCAACCACCGGCCAGAUCCUGAACAUCCCAGAUGCUUACGCACAUCCGCUUUUCUACCGAGGCGUGGAUGACAGCACUGGCUUCCGGACGCGCAACAUCCUCUGCUUCCCCAUCAAGAACGAGAACCAGGAGGUCAUUGGUGUGGCCGAGCUGGUGAACAAGAUCAACGGACCAUGGUUCAGCAAGUUUGAUGAGGACCUGGCUACAGCCUUCUCCAUCUACUGCGGCAUCAGCAUUGCGCAUUCCCUCCUAUACAAGAAAGUGAAUGAGGCGCAGUAUCGCAGCCACCUUGCCAAUGAGAUGAUGAUGUACCACAUGAAGGUCUCUGAUGAUGAAUACACCAAACUUCUCCAUGACGGGAUCCAGCCUGUGGCUGCCAUUGACUCCAAUUUUGCCAGUUUCACCUACACUCCUCGCUCUCUUCCCGAGGAUGACACUUCCAUGGCCAUCUUGAGCAUGCUGCAGGACAUGAAUUUCAUCAAUAACUACAAAAUUGACUGUCCGACACUGGCCCGGUUCUGUUUGAUGGUGAAGAAGGGCUACCGGGACCCCCCCUACCACAACUGGAUGCACGCCUUUUCUGUCUCCCACUUCUGCUACCUGCUCUACAAGAACCUGGAGCUCACCAACUACCUCGAGGACAUGGAGAUCUUUGCCUUGUUUAUUUCCUGCAUGUGUCACGACCUGGAUCACAGAGGCACAAACAACUCCUUCCAGGUGGCCUCGAAAUCUGUGCUGGCCGCACUCUACAGCUCGGAAGGCUCUGUCAUGGAGAGGCACCACUUCGCUCAGGCCAUUGCCAUCCUCAACACCCACGGCUGCAACAUCUUUGACCAUUUCUCCCGGAAGGACUAUCAGCGCAUGCUGGACCUGAUGCGGGACAUCAUCUUGGCCACAGACCUGGCCCACCACCUCCGCAUCUUCAAGGACCUCCAAAAGAUGGCCGAAGUGGGCUAUGAUCGAACCAACAAGCAGCACCACAGUCUCCUUCUCUGCCUCCUUAUGACCUCCUGUGACCUCUCCGACCAGACCAAGGGCUGGAAGACCACGAGGAAGAUUGCGGAGCUGAUCUACAAAGAGUUCUUCUCCCAGGGAGACUUGGAGAAGGCCAUGGGCAACAGGCCAAUGGAGAUGAUGGACCGUGAGAAGGCCUACAUCCCCGAGCUGCAGAUCAGCUUCAUGGAGCACAUCGCAAUGCCCAUCUACAAGCUGCUGCAAGACCUAUUCCCCAAGGCGGCAGAGUUGUACGAACGCGUGGCCUCUAAUCGUGAGCACUGGACCAAGGUGUCACACAAGUUCACCAUCCGAGGCCUCCCGAGCAACAACUCACUGGACUUCCUGGAUGAGGAGUAUGAGGUGCCUGACCUGGGUGGCGCUAGGGCUCCUAUCAACGGCUGUUGCAGCCUUGAUGCCGAAUGA
Messenger RNA from Rangifer tarandus platyrhynchus (Svalbard reindeer), 2835 nucleotides. NCBI's taxonomy places the organism in Eukaryota, Metazoa, Chordata, Mammalia, Artiodactyla, Cervidae. The record is from the annotation of a GenBank genome assembly.